Salvia hispanica is the source of this 2540-nucleotide messenger RNA. The record is from RefSeq and is a predicted model, not a curated record. Lineage: Eukaryota; Viridiplantae; Streptophyta; Magnoliopsida; Lamiales; Lamiaceae.
UUUGAUUUUCUGGAAUCUGCACGAACCAAUUCGAGGCCAGUAUGAUUUUACAGGAAGAAAAGAUUUGGUCAAAUUUGUGAAAUUGGUUGGGGAGGCUGGUCUCAUGGUUCAUCUUCGAAUAGGUCCUUAUGCUUGUGCAGAAUGGAACUAUGGGGGGUUUCCUAUGUGGUUGCAUUUUAUUCCCGGAAUAGUUAUGCGAACUGAUAACGAGCCGUUUAAGGUUGAAAUGAAGAGGUUUACAGCCAAGAUUGUGAACAUGAUGAAGGAAGAAAAUCUAUAUGCAUCCCAAGGUGGACCCAUUAUUUUGUCACAGAUUGAGAAUGAGUAUGGGAACAUUGAUUCAGCAUACGGUAAGAGUGCCCAAACUUACAUAAGUUGGGCUGCAUCAAUGGCUGUAUCAUUGGACACAGGGGUACCCUGGGUCAUGUGCCAGCAAAGUGAUGCUCCGAAUCCCAUAAUCAAUGCUUGUAACGGGUUUUAUUGCGACCAAUUUACACCAAAUGCAAAUAGCAAACCAAAGAUGUGGACAGAGAACUGGAGUGGAUGGUUCUCCUCAUUUGGCGAUCCUGUGCCUCGCAGGCCUGCAGAAGAUACUGCUUUCUCCACAGCCCGUUUUUACCAGCUUGGUGGAAGUUUCCUAAACUACUACAUGUAUCAUGGUGGAACUAACUUUGGUCGUACUUCUGGGGGACCUUUCAUCACAACGAGCUAUGAUUAUGAUGCUCCAAUUGAUGAAUAUGGCCUUCUGAGACAGCCAAAGUGGGGUCACCUGAAGGAUGUACACAGUGCUGUAAAGCUUUGUGAAGAGGCACUAGUGGCAACAGAUCCGGCAACUACUUCUCUUGGUCCCAAAUUGGAGGCUACAGUUUACAAAACCGAAUCGGGGCUGUGUGCUGCAUUUCUCGCAAAUGUGGACGACCAAUCUGAUGCAACUGUGAACUUCAGUGGAAAUUCUUAUCACUUGCCUGCCUGGUCUGUCAGCAUCUUACCUGACUGCAAGACUGUGGCUAUUAAUACCGCAAAAAUCAACUCUGUGGCCACCAUUGCAAAGUUUGUUCCUCAACUCUCGCCAAAAGACACAACUGUUGAAGAUGCAUUCUCAGGGUGGAGUUGGAUCAACGAGCCUGUAGGCAUAUCUAGCAACAGUGCGUUCACAAAGCUAGGCUUACAGGAGCAAAUAAAUACUACUGCUGAUAAAAGUGACUAUCUUUGGUAUUCUCUGAGCACUACAAUAAAAGGAGAUGAGCCUUUCCUGCAAGAUGGAUCUCAGACAGUGCUUCAUGUGAGUUCGCUUGGUCAUGGGCUUUAUGCUUUUAACAACGGGCAGCUUGUAGGGAGUGCGAAAGGAAACUACAGCGACCCAAGUGUGUCUGUAGAUAUACCUAUCAACCUCGUAUCUGGAGAGAACAAAAUUGAUCUUUUGAGUUUGACAGUGGGAUUACAGAAUUAUGGAGCAUUUUAUGAUACAAAAGGUGCAGGAGUCACUGGUCCUGUGCAGUUGAAAGGUUCACAUAAUCAAUCUACUAUUGAUCUUUCCUCAAAACUGUGGACAUAUCAGAUUGGUUUGAGAGGAGAAGAGUUAGGCCUAUUCACUGGAAGUUCAUCUGAAUGGAUAAUGCAGCCUACUUUGUCCAAGAAUCAACCAUUGGUUUGGUACAAGACAACUUUUGAGGCUCCCACUGGAAGCAGCCCAGUAGCAAUCGAUUUCUCAGGAAUGGGGAAGGGUCAGGCAUGGAUAAACGGGCAGAGCAUUGGCCGCUACUGGCCCAGACGCGUAGCUUCAAAUGCUGGCUGCACUGAAUCUUGCAACUACAGAGGAUCAUUCAGCCCCAGUAGAUGCAUGAAGAAUUGUGGACAGCCAACUCAGCAAUUCUAUCAUGUCCCACGGUCGUUGCUGCAACCAGGUUCAAACACCAUGGUCUUAUUCGAGGAAAUGGGAGGCGAUCCUACACAAAUAUCUUUCGCCACAAGAGAGACUGGAAGCAUAUGCUCUCAUAUAUCAGAGAGUCACCCCAUCCCACUGAGUACCUGGAUGAUUUCAGAUGAAGAAACGAGGAAACAAGCUCAACCAACUCUAUCACUCGACUGCCCUUUAGACAAUCAGGUCAUAUCUGAAAUCUUGUUUGCCAGCUUUGGAACUCCUCAAGGGGCGUGUGGAAGUUUCAGCCAUGGUGAAUGCAGCAGCAAAGAGGCUCUUUCAACUGUAGAGAAGGCCUGUAUAGGGUUAAGAAGCUGCAGCAUCAUUGUCUCGGCUGACACAUUUGGUGAUCCGUGUGGAGGAAUCGCAAAAAGUUUGGCUGUUGAAGCUUCCUGCAAAUGGUUAGAUCCACAUGAAGAUGCAUAUAGUGGCAGUAUCCGUUCUUUGUGAAGUCUUUAUAAGGUCGAUAAUAAGCCAUUACGAUGAACGAGAAUCCUCUCUAUUUAUUACUCCUAUUUUGUUUUUCGAUUGUAUAUAUUACUUAUCAUGUAUCAUGUUGGAGCAGAUUGUAUAUAAAAUAUAUCCUCGUAUUAUCAAUAAGACCAACUAUAUUUAUAUUCAA